ACACGCACGCAGACGACAGUCAGUGCGCACACCGAUACGUAUCGCGACCGGCUGGUUCGAACACGCGCGCGCACGCACGCACUGCCCAUAUAAUAUCGUUUACUGUGUGAUAUAAUAUUAUAAUAAAUCGUAAUUAGAAUAUUUUGUCCCUCUCACAGGGCUUGUCGACCGAGAGAAUUUUUCGCGCGCAGUGCUCCGUUCAUUUAGUCUUUCUGGUUUCGUGCCCACGCGGGUUAUCGAUUCGAAUUUCAAACGUGCCCGUAGUACGACGGUUUUCCAAACGUCAGUCGCGAUCACAGACACCACGGAUAAUAAUAUAGAACGAUAGUAUUUUUAAUUUAUCGAUUGCCGAAAAAGUUCAACCGGUUCUUAUCGGUUAUCCACCCCUCUGACGAAUCGGCGGUCAGUCGACGGUGCGAAAUAAUAUUAUCGACUGCGUCCGCGGCGAUCGUUAUUUAUCUAUACGUUCAUCCGCGUUGUCGUUGUUUCCAUUACUCGUUCGGUGCACUUACCUGUCGACGUUUUGGAUAAUACGACAAUUGCACUCGGUGCUCAGGACAAGCCAUACACCCCGUCGAAGAAACGCGUCCGUGGUUAUAUGGAGGAAUUUCAGAGACGACGUCCGGUCGGUUAGGUUAGGAGGCAUGACCGGAUCGUUGCGUCUGAGCGCCCUGCUGUUGCUGUUGCUGUCCCGCUGGGCGUCCGCGGACCUCGAGAAGGGCGAGGACGAGUACGUCCGCAGCUGGGUCAUCAUCGAGGAACAGCUGGUGCCACCGUCUAGGGACGAGCCGCUGGCCACCGGCGGCGUGGGCACCGCUGGCGGUGGCGUCGGUGGCGGCGUGGCCGGUCGGCGGAUCACGCCCAAGUCGGUGUUCGUCGCCCCAUCGUUCAACAAGUGUUCAGACGGUUACCGGCCCGACAGCAUGGGCCGGUGCGUCAAGGUGGUCAAGAUCAACCAGGCGGCCCAGUGGGACUUUCUGAUCAAGCAGCUGAAUUCCAUGUACGGCGCUGGUGGGGGUGGCGGGGGGAUUCCCCAUGUUGCCGGGUGCCUCGGCGUACCAGCCGGCCACCACGACGACCACCGACCCGCCGUCACAGAAGACCGAUAGCCCCGGACCGUUCCAACUGAACAUACCGUUGGGCGGCGGCAUGGUCGGUGACGUGGACUCCUCGUACAACCAGACGAUGGACUCCUUGGACGAACUCACUACCGGCACUACCACCACGGCCGGAACCACCACGACAACCAAUCCAACUACAACUACAACUACUACCGCCGCUGCCACCUCCACAACCGUUGCGGACGACGAAGACGACGACACCGCAACCACCGACCAUCCCAUCACGACCACAGUCGACGGCGACCUGGACGACCGCACUGCCGUGACCGUUACCGCGACCGCUGUCACGACGGAUCCGGCGAAUACCGCGAGACCCCGACCGUACCGUAACCGCUACCAGACGACGCACGCUGAGGACGUCUCCACUGUCACUCCGCCUUCUUAUGACUUGACUACCACCGUGACGUACGCGAAAACAAAGUACGUGGACAGUAGUAAAACGACGAUUGCAGGGACGGAAGAUUCGCCGCAGACCUUCAAGACGACUGCCAGCGCGUUACCCUCGUCUUCGUUUUCGUCACCUGUAGUUACCACUACCGCGGUUGACGUGACGGAGACGGACAAUCCGGUGACGGCUACUACUCCGCCGGAAACCGAAGAAGAGGACGUAGUGACCGUACUAGCCGUGGCUGCCGCCGCCGCAGUCAACGGUGACGGCGGUAUUGGUAGACCGGUUAGUACCACACGGCUGCCGUACACAACGGGUGGAAGGACCCAGUCGCCGGUCAUGGACACGGUCACGCCCGAAUACUACGACGAUCAACCGGAAGAGCCAACGUCGUCACCGGAACCAGAUUGUUCGACUCCGAACGCGUAUCGGUAUUACCCGUUGUGCGCGAGUAUCCGGCAGCAGCAACAGUUCGAGCAGCUCCAACAACAGCAGCAACUGCUCCAUCAACACCAACAGCAGCAACAGUUGUACCAGCAACAGCAGCAACAGUUCUAUCACCAACAGCAGCAGCAGAACAACCACAUGGCCACCGCGCUGGUCAAGCGUCCGGCCGCCGGUGGUGGAGGCGUGCAAGUCCGGUUCCCAGGAGACGAAGACCCGGCUUCGGCCACGGUGCAGGCGGACAGCGUGAACCUGAUCAGGUUCCCCGGACCAGCCCCGUACAGAACCACCAACAAGAUGUACGAGAGCAGCAGGCAUCCCACGUGGUGGCCGACGGGUUGGCCGGAUCAACAACAGCAGCAGCAGCAGUUCGACGACUCAGUGCAGCAGCAGCACCGGCUACAGCACCACCUGCCCCAACAGAAACAGGACGUCCGGCUCUGGGAAUUCGGGUCCAGACUUCCGAAAACCACGUCGACCACGACGGUGGCCCCUCCGCCCCCUACCCAGUGGUACCAGAGGUUCUUUUGAUCGAGUGAUACUUACGCCGCCGCGCCUUUCCCAUCAUCAUAAUACAUAUUAUUUUAAUUAUCUUACGCUAAAUAUUAUAAUAUAAUUAUACACACCCCCACGCCGUUCUAUUAAUAUAAUAUUUUUAUCCUUUUUUGAAAAUAAGUUUUUACUCAGUAUUUCGGCACUAGUUUAUUCAUUAGUUAUUACUUAUUUUUAUUAUUAUUAUUAUUAUUGUAUUUUUGUUGCCAUAUUAACGUCCGUAGAAUAAUAUCAUAUUAUUAUAUUCGUGUUUUGUAUUUUAUUUCAGUCACAUGCGUUUUGUUUAUGUUUCAGCUUCAACUGCGUAAAUAAUUUAUAGUUGUAGUAGUAGCUAGUGUAGCGUAUAAACUCUUUAUGUAUAUAUAUAUGUAUACACGAUAUACGUAUAUAAUAUAUAAAAUCAAUAUUACGAGUAACAGAAGAAAAAAAUUGCCACACAUUAAUAUUAAUAAUAUAUCCCGCUGCUAUAAACUUUAACGUUUUGUCGUAAGACCAAUAACAUAUUUUUAACCGUACUAUGAUUAUUGUUUACUUAUUGUUUGUUUGUUUUUUUUUUUUUAUAUAUAUAUUUAUAUUAUAUAAUAUUAUUAUAUUAUCAUGAUAUAAAUGAUUUGAUGUAAAUAAUCUUUAAGCGUGUUCCUAUUAUAAGAUCACGGCCUCUAGUUGUGCGAAUAGCUGCUGCCGCUCGAUGUAUUAGUAUAUUAUGUAAAUAAUCAGUAUCACAAAAAUGUACAGUACGCAAAUGCAAUGCAGUGUAAUAUAAUACUUAUAUACAAUUUAUAUUAUUAUUACCAUAAAUAUUAUAAUUUAAUAAUAUUGUUAUAAUAUCGACGUACGAACUAUCGCACGCAACGGGCAUAGUACAAUCAUUAACGCCAGUCAUAAUAGUUCCGCCUACGCAUUGUGCAUUUUAUAUUAUAUUAUACGCGUCAUUCAGAUCGAACGAACUAUAUUAUUAUAAUAAUUAUUAUUGCUGUAUCAAAUUUAUACACGACGAAACACAAAAUUUGUUCUAACGUUAAAUAAAAAAAAAA
This is a messenger RNA of Acyrthosiphon pisum (pea aphid), 3539 nucleotides long. RefSeq names its product AF4/FMR2 family member 4. The coding region runs from base 1036 to 2484 and encodes 482 amino acids. The transcript has 3 exons. The record is from RefSeq and is a predicted model, not a curated record. Lineage: Eukaryota; Metazoa; Arthropoda; Insecta; Hemiptera; Aphididae.